CCCUCCCCCGGCGGCGGGCGCCCCGGCCCAGCGCGGCCCGGCGCGGCCCGGCCAUGCCUCCGCCCCCCAAGCGGGCCCGGGAGCCGGCCGAGCUGGAGCAGCAGCGGCGCCAGGAGCAGAAGCGGCGCCGGCGGGACGCGCAGCAGCGGCAGCAGCUGCAGCACCUCGAGUCCUUUUAUGAAAAGCCUCCUCCUGGACUUAUCAAGGAAGAUGAAACCAAGCCAGAAGACUGUAUACCAGAUGUACCGGGCAAUGAACAUGCCAGAGAAUUUCUGGCUCAUGCUCCAACUAAAGGACUUUGGAUGCCCCUGGGAAAAGAAGUCAAGGUUAUGCAAUGCUGGCGCUGUAAGCGGUAUGGACACAGAACAGGUGACAAAGAAUGCCCAUUCUUUAUCAAAGGCAAUCAGAAAUUGGAACAGUUCAGAGUAGCACAUGAAGAUCCCAUGUACGAUAUCAUAAGGGAGAAUAAGCGUCAUGAAAAAGAUGUGAGGAUACAACAGUUAAAGAAGCUACUAGAGGAUUCUACCUCAGAUGAAGACAGCAGUACUUCCAGCUCCUCAGAAUGUAAGGAGAAGCAUAAGAGAAAGAAAAAGAAGGAGAAACAUAAGAAGAGGAAAAGAGAGAAGAAAAAGAAGAAGAAGAAGAAGAAGAAGCACAAAUCUAAGUCGAAUGAGAGUUCAGACUCUGACUAAAAAGUAGUUUUCUUUUAACCCACCUCAUUGCUCUAGAGUCACGGUACCAAAGGACCUCAGUUGGCAGAGAAAAAGGAACCAAGAAAUGGGUGUACUUAGCGUUAUUUCUGUGGUAUUUUGCUCUUGCUGCCAACAGUGAUGAAUUCAACACGAUGUUGAGCUGUUUGUAUGCCAUACUGUGGGGUUCUCAUUGUCGUCUUCCCUAAUGACCAUAGUUUGUGACAAAUGUUUUGAAGAAAAUCAAGCAUGAGAUAGGAAGACAUUCUAGGCAUUUCCAAAAGAGAUUCCCCCAUGGAAGCAGAGGGUUGGUGGGGCUGUGGACCGACUUAACUUUCUUGAAAAGUCUAGCUCUUCAGCAGUUGCAAGUGAGUGCUAUCGGGCAUUGAAUAAUAAAACUCAGUUAUCUAA
This is a messenger RNA of Dromiciops gliroides (monito del monte), 1100 nucleotides long. It is a transcript of the gene RP9, whose product is annotated as RP9 pre-mRNA splicing factor. Gene Ontology annotation, biological process: RNA splicing. Bases 54 to 692 code for a protein of 212 amino acids. The record is from RefSeq and is a predicted model, not a curated record. Lineage: Eukaryota; Metazoa; Chordata; Mammalia; Microbiotheria; Microbiotheriidae. The transcript is spliced from 6 exons.